UGAUUUAAGUGGCUUUUGAGCUUCCAGACUGGUCCAGAAGGAUUAGGAAAGGUGAGUCCUUUCCUACCAAAAAAAAUGAGUGUGGGAGGAAGAAGCAACAGCAGUGUGGAGCUUGUCCAUCUCUCCUCCCUCUCACUGAACACCAGCAGUCUCGAUCCAGGAUGCUCUCUCCCCUGCGACCAGUGCCCUCAUUUUUGGCCGUGAGACUACAGUGGGCUCCAUAAACAUGUACAGAGACACAGGGGUGUGUGCCACCCCUCUCUCUCAAGCUCUUCCUCCACCCCACCUCCGUCUACCCCUCUAUAAUGGCCACUCUUCCAUGGUCGAUCCAGCCCCGUCCCGUGUCUCCGUGCCCAAAAUGGGGGUUCGAGCUCGGAUUGCUGAGUGGCCUCCUCGCAGGGCACUUUCACGAGAAUCGCUGCUCGAGAAUGGCCAGGGCAGUCAUCCGGAUGACCUCAACAGUGAGGAUGGGCUUACACAUGGAGGUGAGACCAGGUUACCACAGGGAGGUACCAGAGACGAUGACUUCCUUGAAUCAGGUCAAACGAGAGCUCCAUGCUCACCACAGAGAUUUCGGACUUCUGGGUUCGCUCCACUCCGACAGCGCUCCAACAGCGAGAUUACAUUAAGUGAGCAAGAUGAAGCAGAGGUCGAAGGCCGUUUGUUUCGGGAAUAUGGCAGUACCUCUUCCAUCAAUGUACAGGCUGUGCCUGAGCAAAGCUUCUUUGACAUGCUCAGCCAGUUUCAACAGGAGCGACCAGACCAGCGUAGCACAGCCCCCGCCAAGCUUGGAGAGCUGCUUGGUGCUUCUUUAGAGGGACCCCCCUCACACGCCUUCUUGUCGACACCUCGGCCCGAUGACCGCCCAGAGAAUUGUGUACGCAAAAAGAGUGGUGGCACGGAGUCGUCUCUUGGCACCUCCUCCUUAUUCCGCAAACUCCGCAGCUCCAGCCGGGGAGAAACAGAGACUCCACGAGGUGACUCGGAUGACACACGACUCCCCGAGACAAUGUCUUCCAUACCCUGGGUAUGUGUGCGGAGUUUUGCCCACUUUGACAUUCAGAGCGUUCUGUUUGACUUGCACGAGGCGGCAGCUCGUCGCAGCUACGCCGCCCAGCGGCGAAACACAGCCACCGGAGCUUCAGCUGCUUCUUCGGCUGCUGUUUCUUUGGCAGUUUCUAGAGCUAUUGCUCUGGGGGGAGUGGAGCCCAGCUUCUCCAGCACUGAUGACCUCAGUGUCAGGGACCUAUCGGAAGAAUCAACCCCAGGACUGGAACAUUCAGAGCAGGGUGGUUCAGCUAGCAUUAACCCCAAAUCUCAGCAACAGCUGUUGCUGAGCUGCCCACACUUCAUCAAUGAGACCGGAAGCUACAGGGAACGUAAUGUCAGCUUCCUGAGCUCAUGGGCAGAGCGAGGAGAGGCUGGCAUCGUGGAGGCCCGGCUUCGUCCACGUUGCAGUAAUGCCAGUGUGUCCAAACUGGAGGUACCGCCAGAGGUUCAAGCCACCAGGUUAGAGAGACUGCAGCAACACUGCAUCGAGCAUGUUGACCUGGGUGCCAGAUACUACCAUGAGCACUUCUAUGGGAAAGAGCACUGGAACUACUUUGGUACCGAUGAGAAGCUGGGGCCCGUGGCUCUUAGCAUUCGAAGAGAGAAACUGGAUGAUACCAAAGAUUUAAAGGACCAGUACCAGUACCGCAUCAUUUUUCGCACUAGUGAGCUGGUCACGCUACGAGGAGCGAUCCUGGAGGACGGGAUUCUGUCCACAGCAAAGCACGGAACGGUUCGUGGUUUGCCUUUAAAGGAGGUUCUGGAGUAUGUGCUGCCAGAACUUAGCGUGUCCUGCCUGCGAAUGGCUCUCAGCACACCAAAGGUCACGGAGCAGCUUCUUAAAGUGGACGAGCAGGGGCUCAGUCAGAAACACAAAGUGGGCAUCCUGCUGUGUCGAGCGGGACAGAGCACUGAGGAGGAGAUGUACAACAAUGAAGAGGCUACGCCAGCCUUCACCGCCUUCCUGGAGCUGCUGGGAGAAACUGUGUGUCUGAGGGGUUUCAACAAAUAUGCUGCCCAGCUAGACACUAAAACUGACUCAACUGGAACACACUCACUGUAUACAACCUAUCAGGACUACGAGAUCAUGUUUCACGUGUCCACCAUGCUUCCAUACAUGCCCAACAAUCCUCAACAGCUCCUGAGGAAGAGGCACAUAGGAAAUGAUAUAGUCACGAUUAUAUUCCAGGAGCCGGGAGCCCUACCGUUCACUCCACAGAAUAUUCGCUCUCACUUCCAGCACGUGUUCGUCAUUGUCCGUGUGCACAACCCUUGCUCUGACAACACCUGCUACAGUGUGGCAGUGACCCGCAUGAAGGACGUCCCUCCAUUUGGUCCGCCACUACCUUCAAGUGGCUUGACGUUCCGUGACCCAGCUGCCUUCCGUGCUUUCCUGCUGGCCAAGAUCAUCAAUGCAGAGAAUGCUGCGCACAAAUCAGAGAAGUUCCAUGCCAUGGCAACCCGCACACGCCAAGGAUACCUGCGGGACCUGGCGGAGAACUGCAUUUCCACUACGCCACUCGACACGGCUGGCAAGCUGAACAAUCUCAUCUCUCUGGCCUCCAAACGCAAGGAACGCAUCCGGGCACGGGAAGGAACGGAAAUGGGUGCCUUAGGGGCGCUUGUUUGGCGCGUAUUUGCGCAGGACUUCAGUGGCGGAGGCACCGAGCUUCCCUGUGCUCUAGCCAUCUCCAACGAGUACAUUGUCCUGGCGGACUGCUCCACCAAAGAGGUGAUAUUUAACUGUUUCUGUGCUGAUGUGAUUGGUUGGACAGCAGAGAGACUGGCACUGAAGAUUUUCUAUGGCAGAGGAGACCACGUUGCCUUACGGGUACCAGAGGGCAGUGCACAAGAUAUCAGAGAGGUGGUGCAGAGACUUAAGGCAUUGACUAUAGGUUGUGAGACAGUUGAUAUGACGUUACGACGUAAUGGUUUAGGCCAGCUUGGUUUCCAUGUGCGUCUGGCCGGAACUGUGUCUGAAGUGGAGGAAUACGGCUUUGCUUGGCAGGCGGGUCUCCGGCAGGGUAGCCGUUUGGUAGAAAUCUGCAAAGUUGCCGCUGUGAUGCUCUCCCACGAGCAGAUGAUCGACCUACUGCGGACUUCGGUCACCGUAAAAGUGGUCAUUAUUCCACCUUUUGAAGAGGGAAGGGCCCGCAGUUGUGUGUGUAGGUUUGGGUCAGUCCAGCGUUCUCUCCAGCCAUUUGAUCCACAUGUUACUGUCGAUGUCUCGAGUGGAGAAUCAUCAUCUGGUUUCACUAGCCAAGAAAGCACGAUGGAGCGCAACAAGUCAGAGCCCAUGUGGCAUGUUUCUGCUUCAUCACGAGGUGUGUCAGUGGGCUCAGCUCCGAGAAGACAGACUCGACAGGACAUUGCAGGGAAGGACUCUCCAAACCGCCACUCUAAGGGUGAGGCACACUAUUCCAGUCACUCCAGCAGUAACACCCUCUCCAGCAAUGCUUCCAGCAGUCACAGCGACGAGCGCUGGUUUGACAGCGUGGGAGGUGGGGUUUCUGGUGCCCUGAGUGACCCCUCAGACCCCGACCCUGACCCCAUGUGCAAGGGAGGGUCCAGUGACAGUGGCAUCGAUGCAUCUCUUUACACUCCAAGUCCUAACACUAAAGGAGCCAAAGCUAGCCGCAGCCUAGCAGGAACCCCCCAUAAACCUCUGCAUGGCUCUGCUACCUACAGCGGCUUGCAGGAGCUGUCCGGAGCGGCAGGAGAGGGUCGUCGCAGGGAGUCGUCACCCGUCAUUGCAUCUGUCAAUCAAAGCAAGAACUAUCGCACACGCACAUUCCCCCCUCCUGGAUCAGCCAAUGUCGACAACUUCAAACCAAGGACCUGCUACACCCCUCAAGGGUACAAGACCCCUGCUGUGGCCGAUAAACCCCGGCCUUUCAGAUCUUCAACAGUCACACCCACACCAGGCGCUGCCCAGCUGUCAAACUCCGCCCCCAAGUCAUUUAGUAAAAGCAAGAGUACAUGGCAACAGGAGGAGAACAGCACAGCAACCAGCACCACCUCCACUGACAGCAACGGCAACAAGCAGGUGGAUACAAACAGUAAGAAUGUGUUCGGACAGCCCCGGUUACGUGCCUCUCUGAGGGACCUGCGCUCACCACGCAGAUCUCACAAGAGCACCAUUGAGGACGACUUGAAAAAGCUCAUCAUCAUGGACAACCCUACAGAGGCACCAUCACGGGAUGCGUCUCCUCAUCGGACCUUGCAACGUACUUUCUCAGAUGAGAGUCUGUGCAGUGGACGGAGAGAUUCUAGUUAUGCAAGCACGCCUCUUUUUGAAGGACAAGUCCCGCCCAGUGACCUUCUCUUCACCUGCACGCUGCCUACUCGCCGCCACAACACCAAUCAUGGAGCCCUCAUGCCUAGUAAGAAAGUACCGUUGUCUACAUCAGAAUUAUCUCUAACUGAGGUGAGGGAUAAAGUUCCACCUCUCAGAAGACUGGACCCUGGACUCAUGCCCCUUCCUGACACUGCCUGUGGUCUAGAGUGGUCCAGCUUAGUAAAUGCGGCCAAAGCAUAUGAAGUGCAAAGAGCGGUUUCUUUAUUUUCAUUGUCUGAGUCUCAUGCGGGCAGCAAUGAGUUGAGACCCGUCAUCAGCCCGGUGCAUUUCCACAUGCCACAGACUCCCCGCACCACUCCUACUUUCAGCAGUGAAGAGGCUCCCAAUGACCUGUCUGGGCGUCUGUAUCAUCUGGAAGUCAUGCUGAAACAGCUGAACAGUGAUCUGGAAAAAGAGAAACAGGACAAGACAGCGUUGUUAGCAGAGAUGGCUAAUCUGAGGCAGAACAACCAGCGCCUGCAGGAGGAAUCGCACUCAGCCAGUGAACAACUCCGCAAGUUUAGCAAAAUCUUAUCCACUACCAUGCCCGAAAGGAAAUGACUGUUCCCUUUCAUCUGAGAGAAGAUGAGAGGAGGUCUUCACGUACCUGUACUUUGCCUAAUAUGGCACGUUAAGUGCCAACAGCUAAUUUAAUUCACAGUCUCUUAUUAUCCAGUGCAUUCACUGUCCUGCUCGCCCUCAUUUAGACAAGUCUGCCAGCUCGUCCUCACCACACACCAUACUGUGAGCUUUAUGAAAGUGUGACGGAGGGAAACCGAAAGAGUUUAUGUGGGUCUGCCUGAUGACUUGAGACUUUAAAGCUUUAACUUAAAGCCGGUACAGAAGUACAAAUGUCUAUUUUUAACAAACAAACAAACGCGCGCGAGUCCUACCUUGAAGCGAGCGAUCUCCUCAUCUGAUCGAACUACUUUCGGAACUAUUUUCUCAUUGUAGAUUUAUUUUUGUACUCGACGAGUCGACACGAAGCUUGAGCCAGAAAAACUGAGAGACGCUAAACAUCAGAGAGGCCUAUUUACUGCACAGUCAGCUCAACAGCCAAAAAAAAAUUAAAAAGCAACAGAAAAUCGAAACUUGAGCCACGUGAGAGGUCCUACCUUUCCCAACACGUUGCGAGAAAUCACGGUACUGUAAUUGUGAGGAAAAGUGCAGUGCUCUGGGAAUGACUCACAGAUAACAUGUCACUGUAAACUAUAAUUCUACAUCGCAUAAUCAUGUGCAGGUACAUUAAACGCUAUUCAUAUUUAUAGUGGCGAUUGUUCAAACCAUUCUCAUCUCAGCUGAUUUAUCAUCCAACCGACUUCCUAUAGGGAUCAUAGUGACUGAAACUCUGCAAUAAUGGCUCUGGAGAUCUUCACUUCUCCAGAGAUGGAGAACCGCCACCACUUCUAACAGAAAAACGUGACCAAUGAUAGCAACCACUACUAAAACUGUGAUGUUACACCCAAGUCUUUGAUCGUUUCCUCUGUGCAUGGACAUCGCUCAGUCUUUAAGUGACAGUGUCAUGUGACAGGAAAUGCCACCUGCUCUCUUAUGUAGGGUUUUGGCAUAGCACUGUGUGUAAACUUGGGCUGUUCUGUCCGAUUUCGACACUGUAUAUGUAUAUGCAAAGUCGACACUUAAGAAACCCUGUUCAGCUGUGUUCCAUACAGACUCUAUUUUUCUAUUUGUAUUUAGUUUAGGUUUAUCAGGUGAAACGACUGUUGGCAGAUGGCUGUUUUCAACUUCUAGGCAGAUCAUCGUGUUUACAUACUAAGACGAUCCGCAAAGUACUCUUCCAGAGUUAUGCGCUCUGGAAAAUCUUCAAGAGUAACUGGAAUAACAGUCAGGCUGGAUCGAAUAUGGUUUAUCAUGUACCCCAUGUUACUCUGUACAUGUCUGCCUUAAUGUGGUCAGCUUUGGCCAGUGAUGUGACUCAUAUCAGCUCUCUCCAUCCCUUUAACCUGAUGUGACUGGAAAAAUAUCUCCUCCUCUCUCAGGACCCGUAAGCUACCCUCUCAAUGACCUAAUCUACUCUGUUUAUUCACGUGAAAGCAGAAGCACGGCAACAGUCGGUUGACUUAAUUGUAUUAGUCAUCAUAGCUAUAAGUGAAAAUAUAAUGUGUCUGCUCUGCUCAGAUACACAAAAACAACUAUAUACAUGCUUAUUACAGUAACUAGCAUUGUAAAAUGCAAAGAUUUUUGUUUAUUUAUGGGGUGAGAGAUACAAAUAAGACCUGACAUCAUUCAUUGCAGUUGUUUAGUAGUGUAAUUGUACAUAUAGUGAUUUUAUUCAGCUUUGAACUGCUGAUAGCUAGCAUAACAUGUUCUCCCCACUAUAAAUUGAGGAAAAAGGAGUAGUCCACCCGAAAAUGUCAUUUAUUCACCCUCAUGUUGAUCCAGUCCUGUAUGACUUUAUUUCUUC
Sinocyclocheilus grahami is the source of this 6809-nucleotide messenger RNA. Its product is annotated as signal-induced proliferation-associated 1-like protein 3. Gene Ontology annotation, biological process: regulation of small GTPase mediated signal transduction; establishment of epithelial cell polarity; epithelial cell morphogenesis. The record is from RefSeq and is a predicted model, not a curated record. NCBI's taxonomy places the organism in Eukaryota, Metazoa, Chordata, Actinopteri, Cypriniformes, Cyprinidae. Gene Ontology annotation, cellular component: plasma membrane; Golgi apparatus; cytoplasm. Gene Ontology annotation, molecular function: protein binding; GTPase activator activity. Bases 227 to 4948 code for a protein of 1573 amino acids. The transcript is spliced from 18 exons.